GAAUCGCAGAACCCUAGUAAUAAAUGUUGAUUAACCCUCAAAACAAUACAUGGCAUCUAUUCGCGUCUGAAUCGAAUCGAAUCGAAACGAUCUUGUGUGGAAGUGGGAAGGGUGAUCAAAGAUGUGGUGGAGAUCAGCGUCAUUCAUCAUGGACAGGCAGCAGAACGAGGCUGCUCUCAGGGGAGACACCGUCGCUCCUACCGACUCCUCAGUAUCAAACCCUAACCCUAAUCCUAACCCCAGCCCAAACCCUAAGACCUCUGCCUACUAUGAGACCAGAGCAGCACACCACGGCGUUGUCACCAGCGACUGGCUGGCCCAGGCUCAGGCCGCCAUUGGGCCGGACCCUGAUCCUCUACCUCAACUCAGGCCCGAUCCUGACAAGCCAUUCAGCGUCAUCAACGAGUUUAAUGACUGGCGAAAACAGCCCCAUUUGGCGGAGGCCGUCGCCGCCAUUCGCGCCUUGGCCGCCGUGAUAAGGACCAGCCAAGCUACCACCAUGAUGCAGCUGGAAAUCGAGCUGAAGAAGGCCUCCGAUACUCUGAAGUCGUGGGAUGCCACCUCUAUCUCUUUGACAGCGGGCUGUGAUCUCUUCAUGCGAUAUGUCACUCGGACUUCUGCUUUAGAAUACGAAGACUUCAAUUCCGCUAAAUCUCGCUUGAUUGAGCGUGCCGAGAAGUUCGGCGAAAUCUCCUACAAGGCCCGCAAAGUUAUCGCAAUGUUGAGUCAGGAUUUUAUAUUUGAUGGUUGCACAAUUUUGGUUCAUGGUUUUUCCAGAGUUGUGUUUGAAGUCCUUAAAUUGGCAGCACAAAACAAGAAAUUAUUUCGGGUCUUCUGCACAGAGGGAAGACCAGAUCGAACAGGAUUGCGGUUGUCCAAUGAGCUGGCCAAGCUUGAUGUUCCUGUGAAACUACUAAUAGAUUCUGCUGUGGCAUAUACUAUGGAUGAGGUGGACAUGGUUUUCGUAGGUGCAGAUGGAGUUGUGGAAAGUGGGGGCAUAAUCAACAUGAUGGGAACCUACCAAAUUGCAUUGGUUGCACACGGUAUGAAUAAACCAGUUUAUGUCGCCGCUGAAAGCUACAAGUUUGCUCGUCUCUACCCUCUUGACCAAAAGGAUUUAGCCCCUGCUUUACGCCCUAUUGAUUUCGGUGUACCUAUUCCAUCCAAGGUUGAGGUUGAAAGGUCCGCGCGGGACUACACCCCUCCUCAAUACCUGACUCUGCUUUUCACAGAUUUAGGUGUUCUUACUCCAUCUGUUGUCAGUGAUGAGCUGAUCCAGCUAUACUUAUAGUAAUCCAUGUAUAUCUAUAUCUCUUUCUGUAUUCUUUACAAAUUUUGGCUUCUAUUCAAGAUCAUGUAUUUUACAUGAAACAAUUUUGUGACAAGCGCGUGUAUCGUUUUAAUUAAUUCGGGGUGGCUUUUAGUAUUA
Vigna unguiculata (cowpea) is the source of this 1429-nucleotide messenger RNA. RefSeq lists its product as uncharacterized. Gene Ontology annotation, biological process: translational initiation. Gene Ontology annotation, molecular function: guanyl-nucleotide exchange factor activity; translation initiation factor activity. The record is from RefSeq and is a predicted model, not a curated record. Gene Ontology annotation, cellular component: eukaryotic translation initiation factor 2B complex. Lineage: Eukaryota; Viridiplantae; Streptophyta; Magnoliopsida; Fabales; Fabaceae.